UAUGCGCACAAAAGUCGAUAUUACAAUUCGCAGAAAAGAAAAGGAGGAGGAAGGAGGCGGAAGUGGUUUGCUAAUGUUUACCUUUGUAUAAAGAUUUUGUCACGUUCGCUCGCUUAUUUAUUCAGGGCUCUCAGAGGUGUAGGCAUGGAGAUGCCCUGCUACCUGUCCAAACUGCUCUUUGAGCUCAAUGAGCAGCGAAAGCGGGACUUCUUCUGUGACUGCAGCAUCCUUGUCGAAGGCCGUGUGUUCAAAGCCCAUCGGAAUGUGUUAUUUGCUGGGAGCGGGUAUUUCCGAGCUCUCCUCGUCCACUAUCUACAGGAUAACGGACAGCGCUGCAGCACAGCAUCGUUGGACAUUGUGACGGCCGAUGCCUUCUCUAUUAUCUUGGACUUCCUUUAUUCCGGCCGCUUGGCCCUGAACAGAGGUAAUGUCAUAGAGGUGAUGUCGGCAGCCAGCUACCUGCAGAUGACUGAUUUGGUAAACUUCUGUAAGGGAUACAUCCGCUCCUCUUUGGAAAUAUGCAACAAGGAGGAGAGGAACACAGAGACGGAGAGCGAGGCACAGGAUAGAGGGCUGGGCCCUGCAGACAGCGGAACUCCUGCUGCGACUCUCUCCAGCGGCACAAAGGCCUCAGAGCCUCAUUCACAGGUGGCAGAGGCGGAUAGAGGGUCGGGUUUAUGCCCGGAGUCUGUGACCUCGGCCAGAACUCCUUCGUCUAACCCUGUUACUACAACACCAAGCACUAGCCGAGACAUGGACAGCGGCUGCCAUUCAAGGGAAGAAUUUGGAUCUGGGAAUGAAGGACAGAAGGGACACAUGGAUCAGGUUAACCUCUCAUCCUCUUCAUCUUUAACUCCAGAGUUAGUAAACCCCAAGAUAGAGUAUGACCCAGAUGAGGAACUUAUGGAGUCCCCUGACACCAAAGACCUGACCUUAUAUCCUGGGCCCUCUCUUCAUAACCCUCAUCAUAGCAGACUACUUCCUCCAAGUCCAUCUCCCUCCACUGAGCGCUCUCCCUUGGGAUACAGCCCUUCCUUUAAUGCCAGGCAGCUGAUGGAGAUGUUAGCUAGAAGUGAGGGCCCCAGUCCUGUGGGGGACAGAGCGGGGCAGCGCUUUAACCAAGGAAUAGGUAGCAGCACAGGAGGAGGCCGAAUGGAUGAAGGUCUAGGCUUUGUUGGAUCAUCUAUCAUGGAGAUCCAGGCUGAUUGGCUUGGAGAGGACGCAGGUGAUGGUUUGGUAGUGCCAGUGAAACUCCACAAGUGCCCAUUCUGCCCAUACACUGCCAAACAGAAGGGAAUCAUGAAGAGGCACAUCCGUUGCCACACAGGAGAGAGGCCCUUUCCCUGCCCCAUGUGUGGCAAAAGGUUUACAAGACAGGAGCACCUUCGCAGCCAUGCCCACAGUGUCCACAGGCACUACUGGCCAGUGUCAUGUAAGAGCUGCAGGCGAACCUUCACUGGAUCCAGCGUUUCACCAGGACUCAGACGCUUCGGCAUUUGUGACAGCUGCAACUGCGUGACCACCACUCAUGAUGACUCCGCCCCUGUUCACCCCACCAGCCAGCCGGAGCCCAUGGAACGUGCAGACGGGAGUACGGAUUGGUCCAGCUUUAUGGACGAUGUGGAUGAGGUGGAGGUUGGCAGAGUGGAGGACUUGGUUGAGAAACAGAUGCUGGAAAGGCAGCUGGCUGUAUGCCCUGAUGUAGGUCACACACUGUGAAUUUUUAGCCCACCGUACUUGGAGAGGAAAACUAGUUCUUUGAACCAUUUUACUGUUCAAAUUAAUCCUUGCCAUACUGUUACUGAUGUUAAAUUAUUACUGUAAGAUUAACUUAUCCACUGACUCAUUUACAACUACAAAUUGUGUCUGUCUGACUGUGAGGAAUAUUAUCUUUAAUUGAUUUGCCUGGCAGCAAAUAUUUCUAUUUAGUGGAUUUCUUUUUAUCAUGAAUGUGAUUUUUACUCUCCUGCAUAUAUAUUUGCACGGCUGACCAAGUCCAAAUUUCUCUAUAUGUGCUGUACAUAAAGAGAAUGCGGCUGUCAAAUUUGUAUUUCACACAGAUCUUUCCUAGCUUUACGGAGGUUAUAACGGGGCCACUGUACGUGUUGUCACAAUAAAUGUGUUGUGUAUUUAUGUGCUA
Molecule: messenger RNA, 2140 nt
Organism: Scatophagus argus
Lineage: Eukaryota; Metazoa; Chordata; Actinopteri; Scatophagidae
Gene: zbtb8b
Product: zinc finger and BTB domain containing 8B
Exons: 5
Coding region: 145-1719 (524 amino acids)
Biological process (GO): regulation of transcription by RNA polymerase II
Molecular function (GO): protein binding; DNA-binding transcription factor activity, RNA polymerase II-specific; RNA polymerase II cis-regulatory region sequence-specific DNA binding
Source: RefSeq, a predicted model, not a curated record